Messenger RNA from Phytophthora sojae, 685 nucleotides. RefSeq lists its product as hypothetical. Gene Ontology annotation, biological process: alternative respiration. The annotation marks the transcript as partial. Gene Ontology annotation, cellular component: mitochondrion. NCBI's taxonomy places the organism in Eukaryota, Oomycota, Peronosporomycetes, Peronosporales, Peronosporaceae. The transcript has a single exon. The record is from RefSeq and is a predicted model, not a curated record. Gene Ontology annotation, molecular function: alternative oxidase activity.
CCUUUGAAGCCACAUACACACACCGAAUACCUGCAGACAUAGCCCACCAUGGUGGCGAUGUAUCAGCUGCGCCGGCAAGCUCGAGGGGUGGCCAAGUCUCAGCACUUGCUGUUCCCAUUGCUUCGAGCUUCCUCCAACCUCUUCUCCACUGCAGCUCUCCAUGACUCAACGCCAACACCAGGCCCUACGAAGAAGAAAAAGGAUACCAAGAGCCGCCCCGAACCUGUCGACGCCUUCAGCGAGCCAGCGUACAAGACGCACUUCCUCGAGUCCAAGAACGUCCAUCCGCUCCACCCCACGACCAAGAGCGGCGAGUCUGUUUGGGACAACCCGAUCAACCACGCAGUGUACGACCUGGACAAGAUCUCGGACAUGCAGCAGACGCACCACCCCAUCGUCAAGAUGCACGAGCGCGUCGCCUACAUGGCCGUCAAGGCGCUGCGCACGGGCUUCGACGUCAUCUCCGGCUACCGCGGCCCCGGCGGCGCCAUGACCGAGAAGGACUGGCUCAACCGCUGCCUCUUCCUCGAGUCCGUGGCGGGCGUGCCCGGCAUGGUGGGCGGGAUGCUGCGCCACUUGCGCUCACUGCGACGCAUGAAGCGGGACUACGGCUGGAUCCACACUCUGCUCGAAGAAGCGGAGAAUGAGCGGAUGCACUUGCUGAUCUUCAUGAACCUCAAGCAGC